This is a messenger RNA of Sus scrofa (pig), 792 nucleotides long. The record is from RefSeq and is a predicted model, not a curated record. Lineage: Eukaryota; Metazoa; Chordata; Mammalia; Artiodactyla; Suidae.
AUGAGGCGCCGGCCUGCCCCGCCUCCUCCUCCUCCCGGCCACGCCUCACCACUCCCGCCCCGGAGCCGGCCGGCCGCCGCCGCCAAGUUGGGCAACCCGAGGCUCGCCCCGGGCCAGCCGCCGCCGCACACAAAGCUCGGGCGCCCACCGCUGCUCGCGUCCGCCUGCGACUCCCGGGAGAGCCCGGGGGAAGGAAGGGAAGGAGGGGCUGAGGAGGCGCCGCGGGCCCGCGGGGGCGUCGGCCCGGCCCCCGCCCGCCCAAGCGCCCGGCGGGAGGCCCGGGAUGCUGCGCCGCCGCCGCCGCCGCCGCCUCGCUGGCCCCCUGGCCCUGCCCGAGGGGCGCGUCCCUCCCACAGACCGGCCCUAGCGGGGAAUCACGCAGCCCGCCGCCCCUGCCGCCGGCCGGCCCAGCCCGCCCGCGAGCAUCGGUGCCCGGGCCCGACCACGCAGCCUGCCGGGCCGGCUGUCAGGGCUGGAGGAGGCUUCCUGCCCCCUCCCCCGCCCCAGGGCUGCCAAACCCCGGAGGGCGGAGGUGAGCGGGGAGGAGGGGGCCGGACGGGUCUGCGCGGAGGCUCUGCAGCGGGAGAGGAGCGGCUCCUCCUGGGUCCUAGGCUGCCCCGCCCGCCUGACAGCCACAAACCCGCGCUGCGCACUGAUGGGCGCAGCCGCGGCCCGCGCUUCUCCGCCUGGGAAGCGGAACCGCGCAGGCCAAAAACUACAAAGGAAGGAGAUUCAAGGGCAGGGACUUCAUCCCUCAGCCAGCCGCCAAACGAGGAGCCAAGGCCGGCCUAG